Molecule: messenger RNA, 1473 nt
Organism: Ilyonectria robusta
Lineage: Eukaryota; Fungi; Ascomycota; Sordariomycetes; Hypocreales; Nectriaceae
Product: FAD-linked oxidoreductase-like protein
Exons: 2
Coding region: 1-1473 (490 amino acids)
Cellular component (GO): mitochondrion
Molecular function (GO): proline dehydrogenase activity; FAD binding
Source: RefSeq, a predicted model, not a curated record
AUGAGCUUGGCCCGUGGCCGAGGGUGCCGGCCCCUCCGCUUGGCCGCCUCCCCUUACAACAUCAUCGGCUCCUCACCCGCCUCCAUCUCCAUCCUCAGACUGCGGCCCUGCCUCGCGACACCCUCACGCCGCCGCAUCCACUCGUCGCAAAAGCGCACCUCCACCAUCGCAGACCACCCCAUCCCGGACCCCCUCCCUCCCACCAUGGGCACCGGCCGCGCGCCGCUGGCCGUCCUCUCGCUGACCAUGGUGCUGCGCUCGCUGGCCACGACCGUCGUGUCGUCGUCGCCCAUCCUGCUGCCGCCGUCGCUGCGCAUCAUGGCCCUGCUGGCCAACUCGUCGAACCCCGUCCUCAACCCAGACAAGAAUCCCCUUUUGCGCUUCUUCCUCAAAAAGACCUUUUACGCCCAGUUCUGCGCUGGCGAAAACGCCCCCGAGGUUCGCCAAACCAUUUCCGGCCUCAAGAACAUUGGCUUCACCGGCGUCAUUCUGUGCUACGCCAAGGAGGUCGUCUUGACUAGCGACCAGGCCAAGGCCCUGGGCGACCCUACCAAGGAGACCAAGGAGGCCAUCGACAACGAGAUUCGCCCCUGGGCCGAGGGCACGCUGGAGACAGUCCGCCUGGUCCAGCCCGGCGACUACGUUGCGCUCAAGUUCACAGGUGCCGGCAGCCUAGCUCUCGGCCAGCUCAAGGCCCGCCUCGCCGCCUCUCCCACUCUCUACAAGUCCAUCGAUGACAUCUGCCAGCUCGCCCAGCAGCGCGGCGUGCGGCUGCUGUUCGACGCCGAGCAGGACAUGCUCCAGGACGGCAUCGACGACUGGACCAUCGAGUUCGCCCGCAAGUACAACAGCGGCGUCAACGACCCCGUCAUAUACGGCACCUACCAGGCGUACAAGAAGUGCGCCCCCGAGGUGCUCUCCAAGCACCUUGCUCUGGCGCAAAAGGACAAGUUCUCGCUGGGCGUCAAGCUGGUCCGCGGUGCCUACCUGGGCUCCGAUCCCCGCCACCUCUUCCACGACACCAAGGAGGACACCGACGUGUGCUAUGACAAGCUCGCCGCCAGCGUCCUGACGCGCCAGUGGAGCAGCAGCGUCAAGGGCGAGGGCGUGUACCCGCCUUCCAGCCUGAUGAUUGCCUCGCACAACGCAGAGUCGGUGCGCCGUGCCCGCGCCAUCUGCGAUGCCGGGACGGCCAAGUCGGACGUCUCGUUUGCCCAACUCCAGGGCAUGGCCGACGAGGUGAGCUGCGAGCUGGUCGAGGCUGGCCAGGCCGCGCGCGAGGAAAAGGGCCACAAGGCGCCGGCUCUGCCCGCCUACAAGUACCUGGUCUGGGGAACGACCGGCGAGUGCAUGAAGUACCUGCUCCGUCGGGCGCAGGAGAACAAGGACGCCGUGCAGCGAACGCGGGACAGCCGAGACGCCAUGUGGACCGAGUUGGUCCGACGGUGUAAGAGCGUGGUCGGUAUGGCGUGA